GGAGGGAGGGUGGUCAGCCGAGCCCUGGCAGCCGGGUGGCGGAGAGGUGAGGGUACCUCCUUCCUAUUUCCGCCGGCCGGCAGCGCUGCGGGGUGAGUGCCAGGCGCUCGGCGCUCGGCGCUCGGUCCUGCCUCCCUCCGCCCGCCCGCGCCGGGGGCCGGCCCUGCCUCGCCAGCGCCUUUUUCCCCCGCACCGGGGCGCCGCUUCGCCACUCGGGCGGGCACCUCAGGGAGGGCAGAAGGCUGGAGCGCCUGCUGCCCGCCCGUAAGAUGGUCACCUCCGCUGGACAGCUCGCCCUGCUCGCGCUGGGUAUUGUGUUGGCUGUGUGCCAAGCCCUGGAAAACAGCACAUCGCCCCUGAGCGCAGAACCACCCGUGGCCGCGGCAGUGGUAUCACAUUUUAACGACUGUCCAGAUUCCCAUACUCAGUUCUGCUUCCAUGGAACCUGCAGGUUUUUGGUGCAGGAGGACAAGCCAGCAUGUGUCUGCCAUUCUGGGUACGUCGGUGCACGAUGUGAGCACGCAGAUCUCCUGGCAGUGGUGGCCGCCAGUCAGAAGAAGCAGGCCAUCACUGCCUUGGUGGUGGUCUCCAUUGUGGCCCUGGCUGUCCUCAUCAUCACUUGUGUGCUGAUACACUGCUGCCAGGUCCGAAAGCACUGUGAGUGGUGCCGUGCUCUCGUCUGCAGGCAUGAGAAGCCCAGCGCCCUCCUGAAGGGAAGAACCUCCUGCUGCCACUCAGAAACAGUGGUCUGAAGAGCCAGAAUCAGAAUUUGGCCAAGUAGACUGUGGCAACCAAUGAAGAAAGGCCUUCCCUAGGACAGCACCACCAGGGAUGCCCAGGAUGGGCCAGCAGACCUUUCCUCGGUUGCCCAUCCUCACCUCACAAAAUCGCCAGCAUUUUGUUUUGAGUGGGCUUUCACAACUUUGUCAGAACUCUGUCCACUUGGGGUUAUUUGGUGUGUUAUACAGAAGACGUCAGUGGACCACAAUUUAAAGACUCGUGGAACAAGAAUUGCAAAGGGGUGGCCUUCUUGUUUACCUACGUCAGUUGUGUGUGUCAGGUGGUAUCUGAGUCCGGGUGUGUGCCAUUGUUUCCUGCCAGCCAUAGAUCCAGGCUGUAUUUCUUCUUGAUGGGCCACCUCCCCACAACAGAAUCCUGCCUAACACCAGAGAUUCUAUAUUUGUUGCUGUUUUGUCUCAUCUGUUUAUUGGUGUCAGAAGCAAAGGAGAAAUGGCUUAUUGUUACAUGAAGUCAUUGAGUCUUACGUCUUCUGACCACCAGACUCUCAACCUCCAUGAACACAUGAUACUGAAGACCUUCCUAAGUUGUUGCCACCCUCAAAAACAAUUUCUUAUUUAUGAGAUGGAUAAUGGUUUUAUUUCUAAUCUUUUAAGUCAGUGUAAAAAGCACACACCCUUUCAGACUUAUACAUUAAUGAUGUAUGUGUUGCUGGCUGAAAAGUUAACUGAUUAGAAACAACAGGCCUCUGAGACAGGUAAGACCAGGGGCUGUGGAAAUGGAACCAAAGGAUUAUUCUGAUAGGAGCCAAGAUCAGAGCUCAGAGGUCAUGCCAUCAAAAACACAAAGCAGGUAAAUGCCCUGAUGCAUUCUGCUAGAAAAUUUAGCAACUCCAGCAGCAGGGAUCUGGCCCCACUGCUGGGGAGAGAGGACAAGAGGCAUGUGUGACAUAAGUAAACACAAAACAUAUUCUACUGCUUGGUAACUAAAUGGAUUAACUUCCUCGUGAGCCCAGCUUGGGCAUUAGCAGCCACCCAUGGGCAUUUCAGGCCAAAUCCAUGAAAGGGGACCAAUCCUUUAUUUUCCAUUUUGUUGCUUGGUUGGUUUGUUGCUUUAUUUUUAAAGAAGAAAUUUAACUUUCCUAUUUAUUUUUAAGCAUUAAGAGAAAUCUUCCAGUGGGAUUUUUUUCCUUUCUAUUCAGAAUGCCAGUUUUGUGAACAAAAACACUAACAAGCCUUUCACUUUCCCCUCCAGAGAAGUAGAAAUUGUUCUCCUGAGCACUUGAGAACAUUCUGACCUGCUGGGCUAGCCUGUGGAAAGCAGUGGGUCCUUUCAAAUGAACAGCUUGGAGUUCAUCCUUCAGAACUUUCAUUAAAAGUUGGAAACAGAAUGACAAUGAAAUAUAUAAAAUACUCAUGUGAAGAAACUGCUCUCUAAUAUUUGAGAAGUGAAAGAUUUCCACCUUUUAGCCCUUCACUGCAUUUAACUUAUCAUGCCUUGAAAGAAUCUUAGACAUAUCAUGUUAACUUUCACUGGAAAAUUCUGUCAUACCCCUAAUUCUUCUUCCCUAGUCUAUUUCUAUGAAUUUCUGAUUUUUACAGUCAAGGCCAUGACCUCACCUGAGGCUUAACUUUGGCACUUAUUUAAUGAUGCCACACCAGAAGCAUUACAUGCAAAAAUUGGGUCUGUUUAGAGCCAGCCCCUAACAAUGCAGCUGACAUGGCUCCAGUUUUUUAAACUAUUAAAGAAAAUAGGUCCACAUUUAGAUACCUUGGGUCAAUCCUGUAGUGACAGAUACAUGAGCCAAGGCUUGGCUAAAGCCUCCUACUAAGACACCAAUCAAUUGGGCCAGGGAUUUAGCUCAGUGGUUUCGCAGCCUGCUAUGCAAGCUCAAGGAUCUGAGUUCAAUCCCUGGUAAAAAAAAAAAAAAAAAGACACCAAUCAAUUGACCCAUGUUUUAACCUAGUAUGCACUCAACUUUCUUAUCAGAGCCCCCUAAAGUCUCAGAUUCUGGCUCAGAGAGACCAGUAAAAGUGGAUGAGCAUCACUUGUUUUUAACUUGAGUUCACUUUUUUUUCUUUAAAACAGUCUUUUUUGUAGUUUGAGACUCCUAGAGGUCUGAUUGCUAUUAAAGAGUAUGAAUUGAUGUGAAAAUGUGUUGCAGGGCUUUCUUCACCUCAUGGAUGGAAGAUCAGGGGCCACCUAAAAAUGUUAUCUGUAAUUGGUAUCCAAGAGACUUUGCAGAGGUACAAGAAAAUGGAGAUGGACAGAUGGUAGAAGCAAAGGUUCCCUAUGAGGAUCUCAGAUUUAUUGUCUGUUAAUUCUCUGGUUCUAGGAUCCAGCUGGUUAUAGCCACUGGUGCCCCCUUCCUUGUGUCUGUACAUCCACUGAACUCAAGUGUGUGCCCCUCAGAAGUACCUUCCAGAUCAGCCCUUUGUAAACCAACAGCUCUGAGUUUGGGUUGUGGUGAGCUUGGUUGGACCAUUAUCCAUGCCCAAGGAUAUAAUAGCCUUACUUUUUUGGUAAUUUCUCUUUUUGGAAAUCAUAUGAAGAUAAGCACUAGAUCCCUGUCCCAUUUAUUGACAGGGGUUGGUCUUUGAAUAGCUAUUUUUAAAAUGCUCUUUUUAGGCUUAAAGUGCAUCUUAUAAGUCAUCUCUGCAAAAUCCCUGUGUUUCCUUGACCUUCAGAUAGCCAGAUGUUUCCUAUGAUUAGGGAGGCCUGACCUGCUAAGCAGCCACACAUCUGGCAGUGGGGAACAUAAUUAUUUCCAGAAUAUAAGUGUCUCAGAAAAGACCCCAUUUUAAAAAUGACUUUUUAUAAAGACCUCCAAACCCUUUAUGGGGCCUGAAUUUCCCCCAUUGCCCUACAGGCUGUGACACUAAACACACUGGCAAGAAACUUUCUACAUAGAUUGAUAUACAGCACCCAAAUCCAAACUGGAAGAUAAGACCCAUCUAGAUACAUGUGAACCAAGCAAGGGGUGAGUUGAUCAUGUGUCUCAGCAGAAGUGGUAGGCACGGUGACCCUAAUAUCCUUUCUGCUGAGUAAGGAGGAGUGAGGAAUGAUUGACAGUCACCCAUGUACAUUGAUGAAGGAAGAGGAUUUGUGGUUCUAGAACUUCUUGGGAAGAAAUGUUCUUUACAGGUAUAGAAAACUGCCUGGUGUCUCCAAGCCAGUUUCCCGAGGCAUAUGAGCUACUCUUGUUUUUCCAGGAAAUUUGGCAAGAGUAGACCAAUGAUGCUCUAACACUACACAGGAGGCCCCAACUUCUCAGUAGGUUCUGGGCUUUCAGCUCUCCCAGCAUACCCAGACAAGAGAAGGAUGAUUCAAAAUCCCAGGACCAGGGUACUUCACAAAAUCAACACAAGUUUGGUUUUUCAGUGUUUUAACAUAAGACUUCUCUCUAGCCAUUGAUCUCACCUGACAUUUUGAAAGACUUAGUGGUAUACAUGUGCUCCCACGUGUGCAUGCACACGCACACACACACACAGAGUACUGAAAAGUAGCCCCUCUUCCUACUGUAAUAACUUACCAAAGUGUUCAACUAUUCAUUACCUUUAUUAGAACAAACCUGAUGCUUUUUUUCAGAACUCAUUAUUCUGACUUCUGUAUAUGUUGCACUGAGAAGGUUAAUAUUUAAUGUCUUAAUUUAUUUUGUAUGGUAAGUUAAUUUUGAUUUCUGUAAUGUGUUAAUGUGAUUAGCAGCUAUUUUCCUUAAUAUCUGAAUUAUACUUAAAGAAUAGUGAGCAAUAUAAGAUGCAGUUGUGUUUUUCAGGAAUACGAAUUGCUGUUCAGUUGUACUGUACCUUGUUUGGAAGGAUGAAGGAAUUCUUUUUUUUUCCUAAA
Messenger RNA from Heterocephalus glaber (naked mole-rat), 4584 nucleotides. The record is from RefSeq and is a predicted model, not a curated record. Lineage: Eukaryota; Metazoa; Chordata; Mammalia; Rodentia; Bathyergidae.